AUGGAGUGGUCGAAUGAAAAAGUUUUGACAUUGAUAGAAUUGUAUCACAGUCGUCCCGUUCUUUGGGAUUGUAAAUUAAAAGAUUAUAAAGAUCGCAACAAAAGACACGAUGCUUUUAUUGAAAUUGCCGUUAGUUUUGGCGUAGAAAAAGACGAAAUUGAAAGAAAAUUGAAAAAUUUGCUGUGUCAUCUUUCACGGGAAAUUAAAAAAGAAAAAGACAGCGUAAAAUCUGGUGGUGGAACCGAAGAAGUUUACAAGAGCAAAUGGUUUGCUUAUGAGAGUAUGCUCUUUCUGAAAGACAGAAAUCGCCCUAAAGAAAUGACAGACACACAGGUAAUGAAGUUUUUUUUUUAA
Molecule: messenger RNA, 354 nt
Organism: Macrosiphum euphorbiae (potato aphid)
Lineage: Eukaryota; Metazoa; Arthropoda; Insecta; Hemiptera; Aphididae
Source: the annotation of a GenBank genome assembly